This is a messenger RNA of Trypanosoma rangeli, 3522 nucleotides long. RefSeq lists its product as uncharacterized. NCBI's taxonomy places the organism in Eukaryota, Euglenozoa, Kinetoplastea, Trypanosomatida, Trypanosomatidae. The record is from RefSeq and is a predicted model, not a curated record. The coding region runs from base 1 to 3522 and encodes 1173 amino acids. The transcript has a single exon.
AUGGACAAAGUGUCUAUUCUGCACGCAUUUCCGAAUGGAUCAACGUUUUUGGCGGAUGUCUCUUCCUCCAUCCUACGAAGGCCAGUCGUAUCCCUGACGACGCAUGAUGGUCCUCAUGCCAUCGCCUCGGACGUCAGCCACGAGGCGUUUAUGAGUGCGCUUUCCGCGUUGAUGCCCGCAUCCCAGUCUUGGGUCCACGAUGCUGGUGGGGAGGAUGAGUUAAGUGUGAUACGUGUGGUCUCCAUCACUGGCUCGGUGGAUUUUCACAAACGCCUCAUCGCAGAGUGCGAAUCAUACUGUCGCCUGUGUUGGCGUCUACAGCAUGCGGUUGAUUGGGUACUUUUGAGGGAACCAGUGCAUAAGAAUAACACCACCUCCAAACUGGCGCCCUCCCACGCUUCCGAUGUGGAUUUGCUCUCUCAUUUAGUCUACCCUUUGGAGCCCACGGCGUUCCUGGCGGCUGCCUUUGCUUUGCCCCCGUUAGUCGCCGUAGCAUCCUCGUUGCCAGAAGAUGAGGAUCCUGCAGCAAGCGGAAGGCAGAAUGGGUUGCGCUCCUCGGAGUCCUCACAAACUGUACCGUAUUGCUUUUUCUACAGAUGCCCAGUGCUACGUUUGUUGCAAGGAGAUGCCGUUGGGAGUUACUCCCGUAGUGGUUGCGGCGGUGAAGAAUGCCCCUCGGAGACACCCAGGAUGACUUUGAUGGAGCGCAUCGCUUCCGUCGCCAGCGUGGCUGGUGUCUGUGGGUGUGUCUCUCCGCUCCACAGCACACUAAGCGUGCGCAACCGCACCAAGAUUGGGCUUACGCUCUCGGCGUACAUAGAGGGCUGUCUGCCGCUUUCAGUGACCACCAAUGGUGACGGUGCAUCAGUGGCCGUAACGAGGGAAGGAGAGGAUCCGUUUUCGCGCUGGAGGGACGAUAUACUGUGGCGUCUGCUUGGGUUGCUGGUGUCGGCGCUGGCCGUGGCGCACGCGUCUGGGUUUCACUUUUGCGGUGAACUUUCCGCUGAUGACAUUCUUUGCUUUGCGCUGCCAGAGGGCGACACCAAUGGCUUUGCCCAGGAGACACUCUCGCAUGAGGGGAAGCAGGACCCCAAGUCUAUGGGCCAGCGCCUCAGGGAGUGGGUGAAAGGAAAUCAAGGGAGUUGGCUUAUUACUGAUGCCACUCCAGCACACCACGCCUUCUUUAUGUUCGCCACCCUACCGCGGUGUCUCUUUAUGGAGAAGGCAAAAACACCGUCUGACGUGGCGGCGGCGCAGCGACGCGACACCGCCGCUGUUGGUCGUAUUCUUGUGGCUGUCGUGGAGGAGAUGAAGCGUCGGCGCGGGGCGAACGGGGUGAACAGCUGCUCGGAACUUCUCUUCGUUGCCGAGCGUAUGGCGGCUGUGGAGGGGGGAGGUGGGAGAAUGUUGGAAGCGGAGGCCCCAGCCCACCGCUUUUCGCAGCUGCAGGCCGUACAGCUGCGGACCUACCUCUGGCUGCUGCGUGCCAUUGUUGAGGAGCGCGACACUCAACUCGCCGCAGCCCUCCUUCAUAACAACAGCGCUGUCAAAAGCAAGGAAUCGAAGCUGCCUUCGGCAGCUUCGCCGCUCACUGAGGAUAACAUGGCCUUUCUGGAGCAAUUGAAGGAGCGGGACCGUCUACUGAGCGAGCGGGAGAAGAAGUUGGAUCGCUUCCUUCACCUAUACGAGCUGACAGCUGAGCGCCUGGAUGAACUGCCAGUGAGGCGGGACAGUUUUGAUCACCUCAGACGGUCGUUACUGUGCACACCAUGUUCUCGGCCCACCGCAACACCACGAACACCUCCAAACACCGCAUCGGCAUCUGCACCCAUACCGCCAGCAAGGGUGCGGCAACCGAAUACAACGUCUACGCGACGUCCUGCGACAGCGGCAGCGACGGAGGCCACACCGUCCGAUCGAACUGGUCCCCUCUAUGGUCUUUUGCGCUCUUCACGGGAAGACAAGGCAGGGGCUGCUCCGGCUCCAGCUUCCAAUACCGCCCCUUCGUCACGCUCCAUGGCGGCUGAGUUGGGUAGUGAAAGACGAACACAGGACGUGACCCCACGACAACGUGUACUUAGGGUAUCACCGGAGGCCGUGUCAGCAAGCUCGUCGUCUCUGUUGCACCUGAACUGGAAUGCAGCGGGGAACACGUGGAUCCGCGAGGGUGUGACUGCUACGGCGGCGACCGCCAAAUCUUCCCGCACGUAUCACCCGAGGAGUGUCUUGCCUGGGGACGUUGGCCGCCCCCUUACUGCCCGAACCCAGACGUCUUUCGCUUUUGCGACGGCAGUUGCAGCAGCAGCUACAGCCGGGAAAGGGGGAGGAGUUUCUACAGUGGAGGGAAAGGCACCAGCAAAGCUAGUGCCAGCGCGCCGUGCAGUCUUACCCACUGCAGCUGCUUCCAGUGGGGCACACGUGCGAUGCAUGACACCAACGCGGGGUCACGGGCAGGCGUCCAUCCUGCUCUCACCAGGCGUCUCCCCGCUGGCACAUGUGACAGACGACAGCUCCUCGUUGCUUCUCGCCACGGGGUACAAAACGCCUCCACCAACGAAGUCCAUCUCUGCUUCGCCACAGUCACGUGGUGCCACGGCAGUCAAUGUGUGGAAUAGACUGUCGAUAUCGCAUUCGGCGAGCAGCACAACACCGGGAGCUACCCCGAGGCACAUGGAAGAAAACUCUUCUUCACGUUACGCGAAGCACCUAAAACUGGGCUCUGCCUCUGAUUUGGGACUCAGCCCGGUGUCUGGGCACUUGUCAGGAGCCACACCGAAGGACAAGACACCACGUUACAAGCCCUCGUUGUACGUGUCGCCCCCAAAGGGGGCGACGGAUUUAUUCGCAACACCACCAUCAUCGACAAUGAAGCGGAGCAAAACACUGGCCUUGAGUGCGCGCAGCCCUCUACGAAAGUGCGACACCAGUGUUCAGGUGAUACGAAUGCGCGACGAUAGCGGGGACUCUUGCUUGAACACUCCUCGCGGUGCGCCGCUUACGCGACACCGUGGCUACGGCGUCAGCGGGUCUAUAGGUGCAAAAACGAAAACCCCGAAUGCUGGCUCGCUUGAUGGCACGCAGCGCCUUCGUUCAAAUGAAGAUUUGCUCAUCUCGAAGUUACUCAAUGACUCCAACCCUGUGGCGAUGAGGCAGUCUGGCACCCCUCAGAGGAGCACACCCGGGCGUCCUCAGUCCCGUCAGCGUCAGGGGCAGGAGGAAAACGCGACGCCUCGUGUUUCCCGUCAGCGCCUUGCCAACGAUGGCUGGGUGGAUCACAAGCUCGAGGCCCUUGAGCAGCUGCGCUAUGACUUCCAGCAAUCAGAGCAGGUCAAGAGUGCACGGAGUCCCCCCAGGGGCAAAUCAUUUACCAGAAGCCCCAAGGAGCCGAAUGCUGCUUGCGACUGGGGGGCGUCCACGUUGCAAGCAGAUCGUGGGAGAAACGCGGACGCUUCUGCAUGGGGUGACAUAAUUGGCCAACCUGCCGCGCACGCCACCGGUAACGACAGCAAAAGCAUGUGUUGA